Molecule: messenger RNA, 2901 nt
Organism: Chrysochloris asiatica (Cape golden mole)
Lineage: Eukaryota; Metazoa; Chordata; Mammalia; Afrosoricida; Chrysochloridae
Gene: ADAMTSL2
Product: ADAMTS-like 2
Exons: 18
Coding region: 28-2901 (957 amino acids)
Biological process (GO): extracellular matrix organization
Cellular component (GO): extracellular matrix
Source: RefSeq, a predicted model, not a curated record
GUGGUGACAGUAACUUUGCUUCCUAGGAUGGAUGGCAGACAGAGGUGGUGUGCACAUCAGGCCUGGGCUCUGCUGGCUGUGACACUUGUAACUGGGGGAGUAGCACCCACUGGGGCCAUGGACAACAGUCCGACGUCUAACAGCCUGGAGGGAGGCAUGGCCACCACAGCCUACUGGUGGGGAGAGUGGACCAAGUGGACGGCGUGUUCCCGCAGCUGCGGGGGUGGGGUGAUGUCUCAGGAGCGUCACUGCCUGCAGCAGAGGAGGAAGUCUGUUGUGGGAGCCAGCAAUCGGACCUGCACGGGCACACCCAAGCGCUUCCAGCUGUGCAGAGCACAGGAGUGUCCGCCGGAUGGGAGGAGCUUCCGAGAGGAGCAGUGCAUCUCUUUCAACUCCCAUGUGUACAACGGGCGGACGUAUCAGUGGAAACCCCUGUACCCAGACGACUAUGUACACAUCUCCAGCAAGCCCUGUGAUCUACACUGCACCACGGCCGAUGGUCAGCGGCAGCUUAUGGUGCCGGCCCGCGACGGCACGUCCUGCAAGCUCGCCGACCUGCGAGGGGUUUGCGUGUCUGGAAAAUGUGAGCCCAUCGGCUGUGACGGGGUGCUCUUCUCCACACACACGCUGGACAAGUGCGGGGUCUGCCAGGGUGACGGGAGCAGCUGCACCCACGUGACCGGCAACUACCGCAAGGGAAACGCCCACCUCGGCUACUCCCUGGUGACCCACAUCCCGGCUGGUGCCACACACAUACAGAUCGUGGAGAGGAAACGGUCCGCAGACGUCCUAGCCCUAGCAGAUGAAGCUGGCCACUACUUCUUCAAUGGCAACUACAAGGUGGAUAGUCCUAAGAACUUCAACAUCGCUGGCACCGUGGUCAAGUAUCGGCGGCCCAUGGACAUCUAUGAGACCGGCAUUGAGUACAUCGUGGCUCAGGGGCCCACCAACCAAGGCCUAAAUGUCAUGGUGUGGAACCAGAAUGGCAGGAGUCCGUCCAUCACCUUCGAGUACACGCUGCUGCAGCCGCCACACGCUCAUCACAUGCAGCCGGCUGUCUACUACAGCUUUUCUCAGCCAGCCUCCGAGAGCACCGAGAGCCAGGAGCUGGGCGGGGCCGCCCUGCUGGGUUUCGUGGGCCACAACGGCUCCCUUUACGGCCAUGCCUCCAUGGAGAGGUUGGACCUGGGCCAUCGGCUCUUCGGCCCCCCGGAACCAGGGCUCGAACUGGGCUUGGGCAAGGGCCCAGAGACCAAUGAGGUGUGUGAGCAGGCUGGCGGUGGGGCCUGCGAGGGCCCCCCCAGAGUCAAGGGCUUACGAGACAGAAACACCACUGGGACGGUUCUUUCUGGGAGCAAGGAUGACCAAGAAGGUGAUGCCCACUUCACCUCCCAGGAGCUCCUCUCGGCCAACGCCAUCUCGGACCAGCACCUGGGCACAGUCUCGGACACCAAGGAGCUUACCCUCAACGAGACCGUCAACAGCAUCUUUGCGCCGAGUGCCCCGAGGAGCGCCCCCAUGGAGAGCCUCUAUGUGGAUUAUGAGGAGAACGAGGGUGCGGUUCCUUACCUAAUCAACGCCUCCUACCUGGAGCUGAGCAGUGACAUGGUUACCAACACUUCCUCAGAGGCCCCGUUCCCCAACACCAGUGCCAGCCUCCCCAAUGUGACCGGAAACAGGACCCACAAAGCCAGGACCAGGCCCAAGGCGCGUAAACAAGGCGUGAGUCCAGCGGACAUGUACCGGUGGAAGCUGUCCUCCCACGAGCCUUGCAGUGCCACUUGCACCACAGGGGUCCUGUCGACAUAUGCCAUGUGUGUCCGCUACGAUGGCAUCGAGGUAGACGACAGCUACUGUGACGCUCUGACUCGCCCUGAGCCCGUCCGCGAGUUCUGCGCCGGCAGGGAAUGUCAGCCCAGAUGGGAGACCAGCAGCUGGAGCGAGUGUUCGCGCACGUGUGACGAAGGCUUCCAGUUCCGCAUCGUGCGCUGUUGGAAGAUGUUGUCGCCUGGCUUCGACAGCUCCGUGUACAGUGACCUGUGCGAGGCAGCCGAGGCCGUGCGGCCAGAGGAGCGCAAGACGUGCAGGAACCCGGCCUGCGGGCCACAGUGGGAGAUGUCUGAGUGGUCGGAGUGUCCAGCCAAAUGUGGGGAGCAGAGCGUGGUGACCAGAGACAUCCGCUGCUCAGAGGACAAUAGGCUAUGUGACCCCAACACGCGGCCUGUCGGCGAGAAGAACUGCACGGGACCCCCCUGCGACCGCCAGUGGACCGUCUCUGACUGGGGGCCGUGCAGCGGGAGCUGUGGGCAGGGACGCAUGAUCCGACACGUGUAUUGCAAGACCAGGGACGGCCGUGUGGUGCCCGAGUCCCAGUGCCAGGUGGAGACCAAGCCCCUGGCUAUCCACCCCUGCGGGGACAAGAACUGCCCUGCCCAUUGGCUGACCCAGGACUGGGAGCGGUGCAACACCACCUGUGGGCGGGGCGUGAAGAAGCGGCUCGUGCUGUGCAUGGAGCUGGCCAAUGGAAAGCCGCAGACGCGCAGCGACCCCGAGUGCGGGCUGGCCAAGAAACCUCCGGAGGAGAGCACAUGCUUCGAGAGGCCCUGCUUCAAGUGGUACACCAGCCCCUGGUCGGAGUGCACCAAGACUUGUGGGGUGGGUGUGAGGAUGCGCGACGUCAAGUGUUACCAGGGAACUGACAUCGUCCGAGGCUGUGACCCCCUGGUGAAGCCCGUUGGCAAGCAGACCUGUGACUUGCAACAGUGCCCCACCGAGCCGCCCGAUGACAGCUGCCAGGACCAGCCAGGCACCAACUGUGUGCUGGCCCUCAAAGUGAACCUCUGCAGCCACUGGUACUACAGCAAGGCCUGCUGCCGCUCCUGCAGGCCCGUCCACUCCUAG